AGACGACGCCCGUCUCUUACUCGCGCAGUAUUCGUUUGUCGUUUGAGAGCAUUGUUGUGAAGUUUGCAAAAGCUGCAUAACCCGCUUUAGCCAACAAUCAACUUUGCUUUUUAACCGAAAAACAACUUCUAAAUCUUCAAAAUGCGUGAAUGUAUCUCAAUCCACGUUGGUCAGGCUGGAGUCCAGAUUGGUAAUGCCUGCUGGGAACUUUACUGUCUCGAACAUGGCAUCCAACCGGACGGUCAAAUGCCAUCCGACAAAACUAUUGGAGGAGGUGAUGACAGUUUCAACACCUUCUUCAGCGAGACUGGAGCCGGAAAACACGUUCCCAGGGCGGUGUUCAUUGAUCUCGAACCGACAGUAGUUGACGAGGUCCGAACUGGAACAUACCGCCAGUUGUUCCACCCCGAACAACUUAUUACAGGCAAAGAAGAUGCAGCGAACAAUUAUGCUCGCGGUCACUACACAAUUGGAAAGGAAAUUGUCGACUUGGUUCUGGACCGAAUUCGCAAACUCGCCGACCAAUGUACCGGAUUACAGGGUUUCCUCAUCUUCCACUCGUUCGGCGGCGGCACUGGAUCAGGAUUCACGUCCCUCUUGAUGGAGCGUCUCUCUGUUGACUAUGGCAAGAAAUCCAAGCUCGAAUUCGCCAUCUAUCCAGCACCUCAGGUCUCCACAGCUGUAGUUGAACCCUACAACUCUAUCCUCACCACCCACACGACUCUCGAACAUUCUGACUGCGCUUUUAUGGUUGACAACGAGGCUAUCUACGAUAUUUGCCGUCGUAAUUUGGAUAUCGAAAGACCCACCUACACGAACCUCAACAGACUGAUUGGACAGAUUGUCUCCUCAAUUACAGCAUCGCUCCGGUUCGAUGGUGCUUUGAACGUGGAUCUCACGGAAUUCCAGACUAACUUGGUGCCAUACCCGAGGAUUCAUUUCCCCCUGGUGACUUAUGCGCCAGUUAUCUCGGCCGAGAAGGCAUACCACGAGCAGCUCUCGGUUGGCGAAAUCACCAAUGCUUGUUUCGAGCCAGCCAACCAGAUGGUCAAGUGUGAUCCCCGCCACGGAAAAUACAUGGCCUGUUGUAUGUUGUACCGAGGAGACGUUGUUCCCAAGGACGUGAAUGCUGCGAUUGCGACAAUUAAGACCAAACGUACCAUUCAAUUCGUCGACUGGUGUCCCACCGGUUUCAAGGUCGGAAUCAAUUACCAGCCCCCUACCGUUGUUCCCGGCGGUGAUUUGGCCAAGGUUCAACGUGCUGUCUGCAUGUUGUCUAAUACAACGGCUAUUGCCGAAGCCUGGGCAAGGCUCGACCAUAAAUUCGACUUGAUGUAUGCCAAGCGAGCGUUCGUUCACUGGUACGUCGGCGAAGGUAUGGAGGAAGGUGAAUUCUCCGAAGCUAGGGAAGAUCUUGCAGCUUUAGAGAAGGACUACGAAGAAGUCGGCAUGGACUCCACCGAAGGCGAAGGAGAGGGAGCUGAGGAAUACUAGACUGGCACAGUCUCGACCAAAGACGAAGAUUUAAUUUUUGACAUUCCGUUAUGGCGGCACAUUUUUUUUCAAACUGCAUUUUUUGCACUUCAGUAUCUUUUUUACUACAAGUCUGGCCGAUUCAAUGAAAUACAGUGAUUUUCAACAGCUUA
Belonocnema kinseyi is the source of this 1646-nucleotide messenger RNA. RefSeq names its product tubulin alpha-1 chain. Gene Ontology annotation, molecular function: GTP binding; structural constituent of cytoskeleton. Bases 142 to 1494 code for a protein of 450 amino acids. The record is from RefSeq and is a predicted model, not a curated record. The transcript is spliced from 4 exons. Gene Ontology annotation, cellular component: cytoplasm; microtubule. Lineage: Eukaryota; Metazoa; Arthropoda; Insecta; Hymenoptera; Cynipidae. Gene Ontology annotation, biological process: mitotic cell cycle; microtubule cytoskeleton organization.